AUGGCGCACAGCACAUGCACAAGCCAUAGCACAUGCACAAGCCACAACAGCACAUGCAUAAGACAAAAGGCACACGCACAAGGCACAAGCCACAGCACACGCACAAGGCACAAGCCACGGCACAUGCACAAGGCACAAGGCACAGCCCACACAAGGCACAAGUUGACCACAGCACAGACAAGACACACCACAGACAAGACACAGCACAGACAAGACACAGCACAUACAAGACACACCACAGACAAGACACACCACAGACAAGACACAGCACAGACAAGACACAACACAGCACAGACAAGACACAACACAGCACAGACAAGACACAACACAGCACAGACAAGACACAGCACAGACAAGACACAGCACAGACAAGACACAGCACAGACAAGACACAGCACAGACAAGACACAGCACAGACAAGACACAGCACAGACAAGACACAGCACAGACAAGACACAGCACAGACAAGACACAGCACAGACAAGACACAGCACAGACAAGACACAGCACAGACAAGACACAGCACAGACAAGACACAGCACAGACAAGACACAGCACAGACAAGACACAACACAGACAAGACACAACACAGCACAGACAAGACACAACACAGACAAGACACAACACAGACAAGACACAGCACAACACAGACAAGACACAGCACAGACAAGACACAGCACAGACAAGAUACAGCACAGACAAGACACAGCACAGACAAGACACAGCACAGACAAGACACAGCACAAGAAAGAAUUUGGCAAAAUGGAGUACAAACUUUGA
This is a messenger RNA of Physella acuta, 780 nucleotides long. RefSeq names its product transcription initiation factor TFIID subunit 1-like. The record is from RefSeq and is a predicted model, not a curated record. NCBI's taxonomy places the organism in Eukaryota, Metazoa, Mollusca, Gastropoda, Physidae.